GAGAGGGGCCGGAACGAGCCGAGCUGGGCCGGAGUGAGCCCAGCGGGGCCGAGCCCGACCGGGAGGGGCCGAGGUGAGACGAGCCGGACCGGACCGAGCGGGCCUGAAGGGAUCCGAGCGGAGCUACCGCUAUGCCCAAGGCGCGGGCCGGGAAGCGGCCGGAGCGCCGGGAGGGCCGCGCCGGCGGCAUCCUCUUCAACACCGGGGCCGGGCAGCACAUCCUGAAGAACCCCCUCGUGGUGAACAGCAUCAUCGACAAGGCUGCCCUGCGCCGCACGGAUGUCAUUCUGGAAGUGGGCCCGGGAACUGGAAACCUGACCGUAAAGAUGCUGGAGAAAGUAAAAAAAGUUAUUGCAUGUGAAAUUGACCCUAGACUUGUUGGUGAGCUUCAGAAGAGAGUCCAGGGCACGUGUCUGGCAAACAAACUUGAAAUCAAGGUUGGAGAUAUCUUGAAAACAGAUUUACCAUUCUUUGAUGCGUGUGUGGCUAACUUGCCUUACCAGAUUUCUUCACCUUUUGUUUUCAAGUUAUUGCUUCAUCGACCUUUUUUCAGGUGUGCAAUCCUUAUGUUUCAAAGGGAGUUUGCACUUCGUUUGGUUGCAAAACCAGGAAGCAAACUGUACUGCAGAUUGUCUAUUAAUACUCAGUUGCUGGCUCGAGUGGACCAUCUGAUGAAGGUUGGAAAGAACAACUUCAAGCCUCCUCCCAAAGUUGAAUCCAGUGUUGUCAGAAUAGAGCCGAAGAACCCACCACCACCUAUCAACUUCCAGGAGUGGGAUGGUCUGGUAAGGAUAGCCUUUGUUAGGAAAAACAAGACACUCUCUGCAGCAUUUAAAUCAAGUGCUGUAGUGCAGUUGCUGGAUCAUAAUUACCGAGUUCAUUGUUCCUUACAUAAUACAGAAAUCCCUGAAAACUUCAAAAUUGCAGAGAAAAUACAGACAGUCCUAAAAGAUACAGGUUACUCUGAAAAACGAGCCCGUUCAAUGGAUAUAGAUGAUUUCAUUCGCUUGCUACAUGGCUUCAAUUCAGAAGGCAUCCAUUUUUCAUAGAUACUCCUAGAAGAAUGAAAGAUGCUGUAUUUUUUCACCAAAGUUUUACCCAAGCCAGAGUGAGUGCAAUGGGACAAGCUCCUCUUAAAAGCAACGAACAGAAUACAGCGGGUAUGCUUGGACUCAAAAUAAAAUGUUAGAUGUGGUUUUAUCGCAUGCAGUAGGCAAGAAGCUGCUGCUCAGUCUUUUAAAAGCAGCAGAUUCUUUCAGAUCUGAAGUGAGGUGCUGGACUGCCUCAUGACUUUGUUUUUCUAUAUAUAUCCAAAACAUGGAUUGAUGAUAAUUGAAAUCCGUGUUCUCCAAUGAUGGACUUCACCUCAGUAUAUUAAUGUACAAUACUCAACAGUACAACCCAUAAUGGGUCUGGACAACAAAAAGAAAGUUGUAGUAGUUCCUUUUUUGGUAUCAAUCAUUUGUGUGUUUGUUUUAAAGUGUAUUUAAAUGCUUCCUUUUGAUUUGAGAUGGCCUGUCUCUCUCAUCCUUCUGGUAACUACCAGCACUCCAAGCCUGUUAGUAAUCUGCUCCUCUUGGAGAGCCCCACUGAGUGUUUCUCAGAAAACAAAAGAAUUUACCUUGUGGGCUUGAUAUCAUUUAUAUUAUUACCUUUACCCUCUCCUCCACUGUAGGAACUGGAAAAAAAAUCUUCCAGUGGGCCAGGGCUCAUAAACACAGACAGAAGGGUUAGGUUUUUUGUUAACUAAAUUCAAGUGACUGUUUUUUAAGGUAACUCCACUGUUAAUGCAGGAAAAAGUUUUAGCACAGAUCAUAGCUUUCAGUGAGAUUUGGAGCAAUGCAUGCAAAUUACCAAACCUCCUCUAAGAAAAGCUAUUUGUACACAAUAUUGAAUCAUUAAGAUUGGAAAAGAUGCCCUGGGUCCAGUGAGCAGCCCCAUUAACAUCCCAUCAUUUUUUUAAAACUAAUUGAUUCAGAAGCAUGUAUAGAAACAGGCAUCCUGAAGCAUUGACUUCAAAAACUGAAUUGCACAUUUAUUUCACAAUGUAGUAAUUCAGUAAUUCUGGUGCCACUUCACUUCAUGCAGUGAAGUGAACCAAAUGAUGAAUUAGGUUCACUAAGAAUACGGUUGGACUGAUACAGAAGGAACAAGUGCAGAAGAUAUGUGUCACACUUCCUUAAUUCUUUUGUUUUACUGGAGAGGAAUAGAGUAUAAGCUAUUCCUACUAUUCCUAGAGCUACAAGUAAUUUCAGUCUGUUAUGGCAAUGACUUACAGCAGGCUCUGGCACAAAGACUGGCAGUAGCCACAGUUUCAGCUAGCAUGUGCUGCUUGACAGGACACAUGUAAUUUACAGGGCUUUGUAAAAAGGUGCUAAAAGCAAUCUGUCCUUUCUGUCCUUUUGGGACCCACAGUAAGCCAUAGCCUGGUUGCAGUGCUGGGCUUCCAUGAACAGAUAGUGUGGAAGCCACUGUUACUCCUGUGGUGUAACUCAAUCUUCAGAAGCUUUUUAGUAGUAAGAAUUGUCUAAAGCAGUUAAGGAGAAUACCUCUGAUAAUACAUGAUAACCUGUACUAUCACCUGAACUAUCACUAUCACAGUAGCUAUUGCCUUCUAUUCCAUUGGUUUUAUUUCUUUUAGCUGUGUUGGGUGAUGAUCUUAAAAAAAUGUUCAGAAAAAGGUGUGAUGUUUUUUAAAGAUGUGCUGCAAAACUGAAGUCAGGACAAUGGUCUGGGGAACUUCCUUCCAUAUAACGAACUUGUAUAGAAGAGUUUGCUUUAUUUUGAAAUCAGAAGCCUUUUCAAAAAUGUAACUGAUGUACUUACAAAUGGAAACCCUUCCCAAAGCGUAACAGAAAUGCUCAGAUGUAAUUCAUUUAAUAGCUUAAUUUAUUAAACACAUUAUGUAAAAUCUA
Messenger RNA from Serinus canaria (Common canary), 2915 nucleotides. RefSeq names its product DIM1 rRNA methyltransferase and ribosome maturation factor (gene DIMT1). Gene Ontology annotation, cellular component: mitochondrial matrix. Gene Ontology annotation, molecular function: rRNA (adenine-N6,N6-)-dimethyltransferase activity. The record is from RefSeq and is a predicted model, not a curated record. NCBI's taxonomy places the organism in Eukaryota, Metazoa, Chordata, Aves, Passeriformes, Fringillidae. The transcript has 12 exons. Gene Ontology annotation, biological process: rRNA methylation. Bases 132 to 1049 code for a protein of 305 amino acids.